CUCGCGGCCUGGGACGCUCCUCCUCGCCGGCGGCCGCCGCCCUCCUCUGCCUGCGCCUCCAGCUCGCUCGCCCUGGCCGGGCCCGGCUGCGUCUUCCGGCCGCUCACCUGGGACGCGCUCACCUGGGCGCCGGGGCAGCAGGAUGAAGGACCGGCUGGAGCAGCUGAAAGCCAAACAGCUGACACAGGAUGAUGAUGCCGACGAGGUCGAGAUUGCCAUUGACAACACAGCUUUCAUGGAUGAGUUCUUUUCCGAGAUUGAGGAAACUCGGCUCAACAUUGACAAGAUCUCUGAGCAUGUGGAGGAGGCGAAGAAGCUCUACAGUAUCAUUCUAUCUGCACCAAUUCCUGAGCCAAAAACCAAGGAUGACCUAGAGCAGCUCACGACUGAGAUCAAGAAAGGGGCCAACAACGUCCGAAACAAACUGAAGAGUAUGGAGAGGCAUAUUGAAGAAGAUGAGGUCCGGUCAUCAGCAGACCUUCGGAUUCGGAAAUCCCAGCACUCCGUCCUCUCCCGGAAGUUUGUGGAGGUGAUGACCAAAUACAACAAGGCUCAGGUGGACUUCCGUGAACGCAGCAAAGGGCGAAUCCAGCGGCAGCUCGAAAUCACUGGCAAGAAGACAACAGAUGAGGAGCUGGAGGAGAUGUUGGAGAGUGGAAACCCUGCCAUCUUCACUUCUGGGAUCAUUGACUCGCAGAUUUCUAAGCAAGCCCUCAGUGAGAUUGAGGGACGGCACAAGGACAUUGUGAGGCUGGAGAGCAGCAUCAAGGAGCUUCAUGACAUGUUUAUGGACAUUGCCAUGCUAGUGGAGAAUCAGGGUGAGAUGUUAGAUAACAUAGAGUUGAAUGUCAUGCACACGGUGGACCAUGUGGAGAAGGCACGGGAGGAAACUAAAAGAGCUGUGAAAUACCAGGGUCAGGCCCGGAAGAAAUUGAUAAUUCUCAUUGUGGUAGUAGUUGUGUUGCUGGGCAUUUUAGCAUUGAUUAUUGGACUUUCCGUUGGGCUGAAAUAAGGGCAGCCUGAGAGGCUGCUGCACUGAAAUGUUUGUGGCUUAAUGUUGUUCUUCACCAUCAUCCUGUGCACUGAUCAGCUCCUCUCCCUGCCUCUCUUAGAACCUGAUUUUACUGCAACCUGGUGUGGCCACCCUUGUCUUCAGAUGGGAAUGGAGUUGAAUGGCCUUCCUGAGAGAGAGUGGGACCCAAUCCUUUGUUUCCUUGUAACCAUCCUUGGACCUGACCUGGCAAACAGUCUAGCCCUGGAGGAAUCUAAUCUGCCUGAUGCAACCCUGAGUUCUCCCCAAAACCUUCCCCUGCCCCACCAACUCUGAAGUACCGUCUCUCCUGGACUGUACAAACCAAUCCAGCUUCUCUUUCUUUCCUCUGAUGUGUCAAAUUAUGCCUCGCACCUUGGAAAGCCUAUUUGAGACCUUCCCAAGGUGCUAUAUUUUCUACCUCACGGAGUAUUCUUCUCCCAGAAAUUGCAAUGUAUUUUUUUUAAGGGGGGGUGUCUUUAACAAAGCAAAGGGGUUCUUCCAAGUUUGGCAACAAUAAGGCUUGACCUGAGUCUUCUACGUGGCACGAUCCCAAUCCUCAGUUUGUUGUCCCUAUGUCCUGAAAAUACGAGAGACUGGAAUAUGUCAUUUUGGUCUUAGAAGCUGACUUGUUUGAAAUUAAAUCUUAAAUUAAGCUCUUAGCCUGUUCAGCUUGAUGGCCAACUUCGAUCUUUACGUUGUAUUCUCUCAUGUUUACUCAAGGAGGCACCAGGAUGAUGCAGUUAUCUGAGGUUACCGUUUGUAAAGGCAGAGGGUAUGGGAAUUUGUUUCCAUGUCUAAGUCUUGGAAACUGGCUGUUCACCGUUAGAGUGAUGCUUUGUGAAGCCAUUGCUUUGAGGCCAAAAAUAACCAGGCACUUAAAAUUGGGCCAGGGACAAGGUGCUUGAGUCUCAGGCUCUGGCAGUGUGGACUGGUGUGAGUCUUCAGGCACUCAUUUCAUGUGUUCUAGAUGUAUUUUUAUAAUAUUGUGUGUGAGAUGUACGUGCAUAUAUGCACGUGUCUCUCAGGAAGUAGAAACUACAAGUGGAGGAUAUUAUAACCUCAAAAAAAAAAUAACCUUUAGCUAGGCUAAAAAUUAGGUAAGAGACAUUUGCUUACUUGCAAAUGAAUCAUGGUAGAAAUAUGAUCUUCCCACGUCAUCGAGAAACCUGAUUUCUAGAUGAGUACUGGGAGAAAGAGAUCUUUGGGGUGAGGACUAAGUUGAUCCCCAUUAAGUUUUUCUGCUUAGAGGACAGGUGUGACAAGUUGUGACAUCUCUCCCCACCUGCUGCCUAGGCCAGGCUUGUCCUGAGAGCAUCCCACAGCAAUUUGAUAUCAUUCAUGUCACCUUUGGGAUGUCCUGUCUCCAGGGCUGAGUCAGUUGGGGGAGACCAGGGGCUACUGAGUAGCUCUUCCUGCUACCAGGUUAAUGAGCGUGACAAGUUCUUUGUCUCCCCCAAUUCUUGUCACAGAGGAGGGAACAGCCGGGAGAUUUUCAGGUGUAGUGAUUGGGCUGACCCAGUGGUGAGCCCCUUAGAUUCCCUCCUGGUCUCUGCCAGUCGGCCUGACUUAUAUUUCAGCUUUGACUUGAAUCCUUUCUAGCACAGGGUGAGCACCCUGAUCCAGGCACUGCCCACUGGCUUCCUUCGCAAAGGCUACUAACUCCCAGUCAUCGCCCAGCACUCAGACAGAGCCAAGGGGAUGCCCUGUUGCCCAAGGCUAUGAUGUCAGGUACUGGACUGGCUCCAGCAACAAGGGCAGACAAACUCUAAUCACAGGCCUCUUCUUUCCUUAGAUUGAGGCCUGGGGCUUAUAUUUUGGAAUACAACAAGUGAAUGUUUUUUGUUGUUUGUAUUUUUUUUUAAAUGUAAACUCGAUUAUUUUAUUGUUAAUUUAAAAAUAAAUGACUUUAUAUUGAUUGUGAAA
Molecule: messenger RNA, 2956 nt
Organism: Diceros bicornis minor
Lineage: Eukaryota; Metazoa; Chordata; Mammalia; Perissodactyla; Rhinocerotidae
Gene: STX3
Product: syntaxin 3
Exons: 11
Coding region: 143-1012 (289 amino acids)
Biological process (GO): synaptic vesicle fusion to presynaptic active zone membrane; exocytic insertion of neurotransmitter receptor to postsynaptic membrane; intracellular protein transport
Cellular component (GO): presynaptic active zone membrane; plasma membrane; SNARE complex
Molecular function (GO): SNARE binding; SNAP receptor activity
Source: RefSeq, a predicted model, not a curated record